AUGAAAAAAAUAGGUACACAUAACGGAUUUUUCCACUCAGAUGAAGCAUUGGCAGUCUACAUGCUUAAACUCUUGCCAGAAUAUAGAGAUGCAGAGGUAGUGAGAACUAGAGAUCCAGAGGUGUUAGAAACAUGUGAUGUCGUGGUCGACGUGGGAGCAGUUUAUGGUAAUUAUUUAUGUAUAACAGAUUUUCAGACCCAAAGAGACAUAGGUAAAGUUGAAGCGCUCAAAAACUUCAGAUAUGACCACCACCAAAGGGAUUUUAAGGAUUUCUUCGACGAGGAACACGAAGUAACAAAACUUAGUUCAGCAGGACUCGUUUACAAACAUUUCUCGAAACGACUGUUUAAGGAAGUUUAUAAAGUUGCGGAUGAAGAAACAGUUGAAUAUCUGUACAAAUCAAUCUACGACAAGUUUAUAGAAGGAAUGGAUGCAAUAGAUAACGGAGUCCCGAUGUGCGACGGAGAACUCAAAUACAAAACGAAUACGGAUCUGUCAUGUAGAGUAUCUAGGCUAAACCCAUCAUGGAUAGACAGUGAUGUUGCCGACGUUGAUGAGAGGUUUAUGAAGGCUGUUGAACUGACUGGUCAGGAAUUCGAGUACUUUGUCAAUAACGCUUUGAAUGUCAUUUUGCCAGCGAAAGCUCUACUUCAUAAGGCGCUGGACCAGAGGUUCCAAACACAUAGAUCGGGAAAAGUGAUAGAAGUUAGGAAGUCGUGCCCAUUCUCAGAAUUUUUGUACAAGCAUGAAGAGGAAAAUAACGUUCCUGAUGAAGAUAGAGUACUCUUUUAUCUAACUUUCGAUGACGCAUCAAAACAAUGGAGGUCAACGUGUAUAAGAGAAAAGGGUUCUCAGUUCAAAUCACGACUACCAUUUCCUGAACAUCUAAGAGGUAUUUCAUACAUAACUAAAAUGAGGUCCAGGACUCAGAGACCAGGACCUGGAGAAGGCAUCUGGAAUACCAGAUUUAACCUUUAUUCACGCAACCGGGUUCACAUGUGGAGGGAAGACGAAAGUAUAUUUAAAUUUAAAUAA
Messenger RNA from Theileria annulata, 1035 nucleotides. RefSeq lists its product as uncharacterized. The record is from RefSeq and is a predicted model, not a curated record. The coding region runs from base 1 to 1035 and encodes 344 amino acids. Gene Ontology annotation, cellular component: nucleus; cytoplasm. Lineage: Eukaryota; Apicomplexa; Aconoidasida; Piroplasmida; Theileriidae. The transcript has 6 exons.